Molecule: messenger RNA, 4080 nt
Organism: Neolamprologus brichardi
Lineage: Eukaryota; Metazoa; Chordata; Actinopteri; Cichliformes; Cichlidae
Product: tumor necrosis factor ligand superfamily member 10-like
Biological process (GO): immune response
Cellular component (GO): membrane
Molecular function (GO): tumor necrosis factor receptor binding
Source: RefSeq, a predicted model, not a curated record
UGCCAUUGUUCUUGUUCUGGACGUCUGCGAACGGGACGGGUGGCGCUGGUCGGGUACCGGACGGCAGUCUGUCGUUAUGACGGGCUCCGGUCCGAAGCUCGGGGUCCUGCUGCUGGUGGCGGUUCUGCUGCAGACUGUGGUCGUCACCAUCACCGUGCUGCACUUCACAACGGCUCUCAACUCGAUAAAGGAGACUUUUGCCAGGAGCAGUGUCUCCUGUCUGACGGGCACUGACCUGCAGAGCAUCACGGAUGUGCGAGGGGAUCUAUGCUGGCAGGUCACUCAGCAGGUUCACCUCCUCAUCGAGAAGUCAUUGUCUCAGCAGAGGCAGAGACAGAGGCUGAGGCAGAAUUCGUCGGAAGUGAAAGAUGAAGUCUCCCAGGUGCUGCUCUCUCUCUCUCGCCCCAAAGUUGCCGCUCACGUCACGGGCAGCUUUGUCCCCAAACUGGAGCGAGCAGGAGGAGCUCCAGUCUUUGCUGGGCGGCGCGUUUAUGGCCAGAAGAUCUCAUGGUGGGAGGGCCGUAAGGGGCUGGCCUUCCUCCAGGACGUCCAGCUGGUGGAUGGGGAGCUGGUGGUGUCGCAGCCGGGCCUCUACUACGUCUACGCCCAGACUUACUUCAGACACAGCCACCUGGGGGAGGAUGGCGAGGACAGCGAGGAGGUGGAGGAUAGGGGGAAACCUCUGCUGCAGUACAUCUAUAAGAAGAUGAGCUCAUACCCGGCUCCCAUCCUGCUGAUGAAAACAAGCCGCACUUCCUGCUGGUCCCGAGGUUCCCAGUACUCUCUUCACUCCGCCCACCAGGGGGGGCUGUUCCCGCUCACUACCGGCGACCGCCUGUUCGUCACGGUGACAAAUGCAUCUGCUGUGGACAUGGACGAAGAGACCAGCUUCUUCGGUGCAUUUCUGAUCAGCUAGAGUAGCAGGUCCUGGACUCGGCAUCUCGGGUUUUACCUGAUGAAAUAGCUUAAUGAUGCUACCGUGCUGUAAUGAUGAGCGUGGUAGCAUCUAGACUUCUCCUAGAGUUCAAAACUAUAAAAGUCAAGGAGAAGUCAAACAACUUUUACGACACUGGUUCUCUGGGGGGAGAAGACACUGAUGUGGCUGUGCAUGAGUGCUUAUCAAACCAAACAGACUUUUGUAUUCGAGUGUCUUAAAGUAAGUGUGGACUGGACUUUCCAGGGGUGUAGUUUUUUUUUACAAACAUCUCUUUAAGGCGGAAGCACAGUUUUUAAGGAUAUGUAGACCCAAAAGCAAUUUUAAUAUCCAACUAGGCAUCUAAUGCCUAAUUCAUAGCUCUGGGUCCAAUAUCCAACCUAGAUCUUCAGCAAAAUAUAGACUACUUGUUGCACAAACUGUUUAAUUUCUUGUUGUGUCAUCUACAAUCUGUGUGGAGAGCAAAAGGAGGAUUCAAUUUGCUAAAAUGCAAUCUAAACGAAUCCACGGGCUACACCGGAAUACCCCCCAAAUUACGCGUCUCCAGAGGCUUAAACAACAGACUAGCUGAAAUCUUGGAUAGGUAGGUCUCAAUGUCACACUGAGAUGCAAACCUGCAGAUCAACUCUUACAGCCUACUACUCACCCUGAGGCAAAUGUAAUGUAGGGCAUGCAUUUUAAACUGCUUCAGCCUAGCUACAGUUGCUCCACACCUGCAAGCCACUUUGUAGCCCACCUUCACCUACCGCCUCUUUUUCUUUUUUUCUCUGCAAGGUCUUGCUGCUGCUGCAGAGGUCCCAGAGCAGAGUCAUGUAGCCAAAAGUAAAUUAGUGCAGAUGGAAGUAAUGUUUUGCCAUAGUGGCCUUGCCUGGGUUAGAUUUAACUGAUAGGAAAUUUGGCUGUGAAGUGGCUGUGCAACACAAAUAUCCACAGGAAGGUUUGCCAAAGACCGAGAGUUUGUCAAACUUUUAUUCUUUGUUCUUAUUCUUGUUUAACCCCUGAAGCAGUCUGUGUUGCCUGAACAGGCUUCCAGUCCAUCAGGGGGCUAGCACAAAGAAUCAGAGCUUUAACGCUUAUAUCCAAGCCUAUGACUAAUUUAGAAACACUAAGAAACUUAUACGUUUUUGGACUGAGGGAGCAAACUGGACCACCUGGAGAAAAGCCCAUGGAGGCACAGGAAGAACACAAAAGCUCCACAUAAAAGGCCCACCUGGCCACAAAGUUUAAACCAAGGAACCAUCUUGCUUUGAGGGGACAGUGCUCCCCACCAGGCUUGGAUACACCAAUCACAAAUAAACAAAAUCAAUACCAGCUGCAGUUUUUUUUCAGUUCUGCCAUUAAGAAAUGUUUGUAUAAAAGUCAUUUGAGUCCACACAGAAAUUUUAGGUGUAUUCCUGUUUAGAGAUGUAAAUGCUGUGCUCUAUUUUUUUAUUUUUAUAAUAAUCAUUUAAGUAUUGAGUUCGUGAACUCUUUGUUCUUGAUAUUCCCCCAGUCAGAGUACAAACAUGUGGGUAAAAGUAUAAACCCGUAUAAAUUUACUGCCUUUCAGAUACACUUAAUAUACCGACCCAUCAUGUUGACAACCAUAUUGGGACUAUGAAAUAGGGCUGCUUACAGACUGCUUACAGUCUCGCUUUUUUCUGUCAGACUUCAGCAUUUUGGCUCGUCCACUCAAACCUUUCUCCAAGAGGUGCAUUAAAUGCUCCCUUGCAGUUGGUAUUCAUGCUAUGUUGGAUUAACUGCAGAUGUGACUUUUAGACUCGGGAAAAUGGUCUGCAUCUAAACAGCAGAAAUAUGUUGUUUUCAUGUUUAUGUAGCUCUGCUGCUUUCCACAUUGUUGUAGUGAACAACACAGCAGAUGCCUUCCAAGGUAAUUCAAAUUAAAAAGCUGUUUUCACACAUGCUCUGCAGCCUCAAACCUUAGUAGACAGGACCAGACAGAGGUGCAUGAUGGAAACAAAUGUUUGAGGCAAUCAAAUAGGACCGUAGCCUGAUUUAAACUCCCAGAUCUCUCGUAUUAGGUCCAAGUGAUUUGUGAGAGCAGAGCAGCUAUUGUUUGGUACAGCAUUAAUGACUGGGCGUCAGAAAAGAAGAAAUUCAACUGUUGAAAAUAAUAAAGCGUGAGAACAGAAUAUGUAACAAAUAAGGUGACCAGGUUUUUCCUGUCUGCUAGCUGUCAGUAAAAACUGGCGGCCAAGUGAUUUCAAAAUUUAUGCGAUGGGAAUCAAACCAGUGCACUUCCCAACAAGGUCCAGGUCACGUCUACUGUCCUGCCAAGGAAAUGUUUGCUUUCAUGUGCAACUAGAGCAUCAAACAAACCACACAAACAGCUUUUUUCCUCCAGUUUUUGCUUGUUUAAAGCAGCUGGCCUCAAAUUUCAUUCUGAGUGGAAUAAAAUAUAAAAUCUUAAUUCUAACUUAAGGUGCAGAAAACCUGGAGAAGUUGCUAUAAUUAACAUCAUCAUCAUCUGCUAAUGGCGUGAAUGUAAACCCCCUCCAAAUAUUUACCAUUACCACAAAAAUGAUCAGCUCGAUGCUGCUGAACACGAGACUACACCUGGUAAUGUAACUUUAAGCAACGAAUACUUUUAAUCUGGUUAUGAAUUCAAUCUCAAGUAUCCCCAUUAAAGGUAUUUUGUUGUUUUCACUGAUGGAUGCAGCGAGAUUUAGUUGAGUUUAACGUGACAUAAAAAGACAUGAAUGCAACAUUCACUGUAUUACUUAUGUAAAUAAAUACAAAGCACAAUCAUUUCUCGUACGUUGUGUUUAAGAACGCGUGUUUGAACUUUUGUAAAGGUGGCUGUUUAAGUCUUGUUAAGUCAUGUUACGCUCUGGACCAGCUUUGGUGUAAAAAUGUGGUUUCACAUUUGUGUUUUGGGGUUAAUUAUUUAUGAAGUGGAUCUACUACAAAACAGUCCAUGCUAUUUUUCCCUUUCACUCCCAAUCAGACUGGGAAGUUGAUGUGAAUUUAGCCAGUACCUUAAAUUCAGCCCUCUUUGUCCACUUCAGUUUAUUUGCCGGACAUCAAAAACAGACACUCAUCAGGUUAUUAAGAAUUAAAUUCUUUGCCAGACAAUUAAAUGUGAAUGUAAAUAAUCCAAUUUUUGUGGGUGUAAAUAUGUGAAAUAAAGAUUCAAUAAAAAAGCU